This is a messenger RNA of Fusarium sp. VM40, 1518 nucleotides long. The record is from the annotation of a GenBank genome assembly. Lineage: Eukaryota; Fungi; Ascomycota; Sordariomycetes; Hypocreales; Nectriaceae.
AUGUCUUCCGAUCUUGUCUAUGAUAAUCAUGUUGACAUGAUUGAUUCAGACUUGGCCGAGACGGACUUCGCCAUGGCUUCUGACAUUGUUCACGGCAACCAUGUUAAGGUGAUCAAUUCAGACCUUUCUGAUGCGGACAUGCUUGCCGAGGAACUAGAGUCAAAAUUGCAAAUCAAGGGCGAAACAGAUUGCCAACAUAUCCGCGGAAUCCCAAUCCUAGAUCUAAUGGACAAGUCUCAAGCCAUCCGAAUCCCUUGGACAUCUCGUGACAGAAUUAUCUUUACGUCUCACGCUGCGCGCCACAAGCUUAACAAAGGAACGCUCGGCAUGCUAUACAUGGACGAAUUGAUUGACAGACUUGGCUUUAGACCGUUCCUGUCGGGGACUUACCGCGAUGUGCUUGUUCCAAAACUCACGAGUGCACUGGACUAUUUGCUCAAGGCGUUACAUGAAAAAGGGCAUGUUAUACACAGGGCCAGAAAGCCAUAUUCAACCAUGUGGAAACCCCAUACCACGGUAUGGGGACAAGAGGACUGGGAUGGAAACAUGUCCAGACCAAGUACUACCCCGACGCAACAUGGUGGGUUUCUGCCGACAAUGUCUGGGGCUAUACCUGACAGAGAUAUCGGCCCUGAAGACUCUGCGUCAGAUAACAUUUACGAUGCUACACCGCCUCCAACUCCAUCGCCCCAACGAUUCAGAUCACCAGAUGAGAUACCCCAACUCAUCAACCCUCUGCAACUCCCGAAAGCAUUCCAGAGACCGCCACCAACAGACACAUUGAGGUCUUGUACUGCUAGACAGGAGCACCUGUUCACGCCACUCCCAACACCAGCGUUCCAGGAAAGAUCGAGCACAUGGCUCAGAAAGGUGAAGAACGACCUUCAUCUUUCUGACCUGUUCAUGGCCAGGAAGCAAAGUAGCGGCUGUGGAGUAAAGAGACGGCCGCCAAGACCGGCACCCAUCCCUGUGCCGAGUCGACCUGCGCCCAGACAUAGCAACCUUGUGGAACUUUCACCCCCUGGAAUAAGAAGGCCAAUCACCCCAAUCCUGCCUAUAGUCCCGCAGACACCAUGUGAUUAUAGCAACUUUCAAAUGAUACCACCGGGGACACGAUUGUCAAUCCCUUCAGCCCUACCUACUAAUCCUCAGACACCACACCAUGGUGAUUAUGCUGAGACACCACCCCCGACAAGGUGCACCGUUACUAGACAAGAGCCUCCUCCGGGGCGUCUAACACUUCAGCCCCAGACUCUUCCUUCGACGCUGCAUGCAAUAUCGCCAGAGACCCCGCACACUGCACGUCUCACGCAUCCGCAUCCAGAAGCAAAUCUUGAGAGCACAAUCAUGAGAAUCUCCCUCCUGACAGCUUGGCUUCAUUUCAACAAGUACGCUCCUUCUCUUGAAACACAAAGACGCGAAAGACGGCUGGAGCUGGAGGGGCUUGUAGAGAAGUACCCCCGGAGUGCGUUUGCGACCAUGAUGUGGAGGUUUAGUGGCGGGUUAGUCGUGAUCUAG